UGGUUGCUACGUACAGGGCAGAGUCACCCAAUUCCCACGCAGGCGCUGUGUCCUGCCGUGCUGGCCUCCUCCUGGCCGUCACAUCGGGCCAAGCAGGGGAGGGGAAUGGGAACGCCCAUGCACCCCCAUCAACUCUGCAGACACAGAACUACGCACAGCUCUUGGGAGGGGUCAGAUGAGCUGCUCAAAGCUGGGGAGGGACCCGGACAGUGGUCAGCGUGGCAGGGAUGGUGCUUUAGCCAAGGCAGGGAUGGUGGGAGACUCACUUGGGAUCCUGAAGGAGGCCGCUGCAUUUCCGUGCUCUUUCCAGAUAACAAGGACGUGUCGGUGAUGAUGAGCCAGAUGGACGUGAACGCCAUCGCAGACACGCUGAAGCUGUACUUCCGUGAGCUGCCCGAGCCCCUCUUCACUGACGAGUUCUACCCCAACUUCGCCGAGGGCAUCGCUCUUUCAGACCCAGUUACAAAGGAGAGCUGCAUGCUCAACCUGCUGCUGUCCCUGCCGGAGGCCAACCUGCUCACCUUCCUUUUCCUUCUGGACCACCUGGAAAGGGUGGCAGAGAAGGAGGCAGUCAAUAAGAUGUCCCUGCACAACUUUGCCACAGUCUUUGGCCCCACGCUACUCUAGCCCUCUGUGAAGGAAAGCAAGCUACCUGCCAACCCCAGCCAGCCCAUCACCAUGACCGACAGCUGGUCCUUGGAGGUCAUGUCCCAGGUCCAGAUGCUGCUGUACUUCCUGCAGCUGGAGGCCAUCCCUGCCCCGGACAGCAAGAGACAGAGCAUCCUGUUCUCCUCCGAAGUCUAAAGGCCCCAGUCCAUCUCCAGGAGGCAGACAGAUGGCCUGGAAACCUCUGGCUAAUUGGGCCAUCUGUAGAGUGGGAACCAAACCUUCCUGAGGUGUCCUUGGGCCACCCCCCCAAGUGUCAGGUCAUCUGCCAAGAGACAGUGACCUAAAGCAGAAGGACAGUUGGCCUGGGUAGAUCCCACCCAGGUCUGAGAGCUCCAGGCUGGCCUCAGACUGUGGUUUUUCCAUGUGGCCACCUGAGGGCGCCCCAAGCCAGUGCAUCUGAGAGUCCAGGCCGGGCCCUGGGAGACAGAGUGAAGGCAGUGGUUUUUAUGAGCUUAACUUACAGAGUUUAAAAGGUGUCUACUGGAUCACUUGUCAAGAUGCGCCCUCUCCAGGGAGAAGGGAACGUGACCGGAUUCCCUCACUGUUGUAUCUUUUUUUUUUGAGACAGUCUCGCUCUGUCGCCAGGUUGGAGUACAGUG
Messenger RNA from Piliocolobus tephrosceles (Ugandan red Colobus), 1268 nucleotides. Its product is annotated as breakpoint cluster region protein-like. Lineage: Eukaryota; Metazoa; Chordata; Mammalia; Primates; Cercopithecidae. Gene Ontology annotation, cellular component: membrane. The transcript is spliced from 4 exons. The record is from RefSeq and is a predicted model, not a curated record. Gene Ontology annotation, biological process: positive regulation of GTPase activity; signal transduction. The coding region runs from base 106 to 627 and encodes 173 amino acids. Gene Ontology annotation, molecular function: GTPase activator activity.